Dreissena polymorpha is the source of this 1954-nucleotide messenger RNA. Its product is annotated as homeobox protein SIX6-like. Gene Ontology annotation, biological process: regulation of transcription by RNA polymerase II. Bases 16 to 819 code for a protein of 267 amino acids. Gene Ontology annotation, cellular component: nucleus; transcription regulator complex. The record is from RefSeq and is a predicted model, not a curated record. The transcript is spliced from 2 exons. Gene Ontology annotation, molecular function: RNA polymerase II cis-regulatory region sequence-specific DNA binding; DNA-binding transcription factor activity, RNA polymerase II-specific. NCBI's taxonomy places the organism in Eukaryota, Metazoa, Mollusca, Bivalvia, Myida, Dreissenidae.
GACAGUUAUUUAGCCAUGUUCGCGUUACCAACUUUGCACUUUACGCCUCAGCAAGUUGCACAGGUCUGCGAAACUCUCGAGGACAGCGGGGACAUCGAGCGCCUCGGCCGCUUUCUGUGGUCACUUCCGGUUAACCCAUCCGCUUUGGAAGCUCUUAACAAGCACGAGUCGAUCCUUCGAGCGCGCUGUCUUGUCUGCUUCCACACCGGAAACUACCGGGACAUGUACCACAUCAUCGAAAGCCACAAGUUCGGGAAGGCGUCCCACGCAAAGCUACAGGCCAUGUGGCUAGAGUCCCACUAUCAAGAGGCCGAGAAGCUUCGCGGUCGGCCGCUGGGACCCGUUGACAAGUAUCGCGUUCGGAAGAAGUUCCCGCUUCCCCGGACCAUCUGGGACGGCGAGCAGAAAACGCACUGUUUCAAGGAGCGAACUCGGAACCUCCUGCGCGAGUGGUACCUACAGGACCCAUACCCAAACCCCACCAAGAAGCGAGAGCUGGCGCAGGCGACGGGGCUGACCCCUACACAGGUCGGCAACUGGUUCAAAAACCGCCGCCAAAGGGACCGGGCAGCUGCCGCUAAGAACCGCCUGAACAGUCAGUCCGGUGACGGUUCCCGUCUCGAGCAGUACCAGGGAUCCUCUCCGGACCGCGACUCCUCUACCGACUUCGACGAUAUCGACGUCGAUGACAAGUCCUUUGACGACGACGACGACGAAAAAAUUGAUAUCGAGAACGAGGACGACUCGAUCCUGCGUUCCCCCGUUUCCGUGAAUUCUGGUCACGCGACGUCAUCACCGCCGCAGAUUUCGCCUACCUGACUAUAUGGCCUGCAGAACCGAGAUUUAUCACCGUCGUCGUCGUCGCUUCCGGCAGGGGUACAUGCCCCAACCGUGGGCCCUUAACCUCGCCACCGCCAGGGGGCCACAUAACCCCCUGGGUAGUCGCUCCCGUGAGGUCCUUCGGAAUUGACGAUAUUUUGCACAAACCUUUGGACUUUUCGCAGGGUAAUUUACAGCAACUGCAGAAUAACUUAAGUCAAAUACACCAUAGUUUUCCGUACAAAUACAUGAACAAUUAUCUGUCUAAUUAUCCGCGCACAAAUCACGCACACACCGUUACGUCGCGUGAUUUGGUGCAGACGGCAAACAAAACUGAAACCACGUGUCGGGAAAGUCCGGAAACUAACGGGGCGAGCCGAUCCGGCAGCGAAGAUUAGUGCCAGCUUGUAUUUGUUUAGUAGAUCUACCGGCAACUAACAUGGAACCGGAAAUUAAUAAGCUUUACUUAUGGGGUUUUAAUGGUCGGUGUGUUUUCUAUGUAAAUAUCUUAAUGUCGACGGCGAUCUUGGACAAUAGCUGUCAGGAUUAAUUUGAAUCUGUAACUCUCCGAGACCCAAGUGCGCGGCGGAAGUGCCAUGUCCGCAUGCGCAGUGGGUCAGUGCUACACCCGGACAGAUUCGUCCGAAUGCGUACAGCAUUUUUACGUAUAGAAACGUGAUAAGUAUUUAGGGGCAUUACGCAUUAUGCAAAGUAAAGAUUUUUCGAAGGUUUAAUUAUGUGGCGAUUUUUUUUAUCAAUUUAAUACUGACACGAUAUCUUUUUGCUAUGUUUAUAUUUUAUUAGUAAACGCUGCAGUGAUAAGGUUCGGAUCAAUUUUUGCUAUUUCAUACUUUUCCCCACAUUCAAAUGUAAUUUAUAUACAUCUUGUUGAUAAAUUAUAUGAAAACUAAAAUGCUAGCGACGGCAUGAACAAUUAACGUGCUAUUUCAAUAUUUGUAUAACUGUGUUCUUGAUUAUGUUGAAUUAUUAUCUGGUUUCUCGUCAUUGGAUCCUGUUAUUUAUGAAACAGUUUUUAUGAAAAAUAGUUUUGUUCUGAUAAAUUUUAAUGUACGUGUUGUAAAAUUAAUAAAAUAAUUUAAAAAUUAUUAUUACCAUUAUUAUUAUUAUUAUUAUU